AGGUACUCUCCCGUGGUGACGGCGUUACCGGAGUCGGACCCAUACAUCCGGGUUAUCCCGCUACCGAACUCCCGAGAAACGACCCCGCUUCUCCGGGCACUGAACGGAGGUGCGGAGACUGCUCCGCAAAUUCUACCUAGCAGACGAAAAACCGGGGAACCCAUUUCCCCAGACUUUCACACUCCCCUACCACCAUUUCCAACUCAAAAAAUGACGUCCAAUCCUACUACAGUGGGGUGUCAAAAGUUCGUAUAUACCCCACUAAUACGCAUGCCGACGCGUUUUCUCCUUAACAUUACUUUUCCUUUUAUAUCCCAUAUCUUUAGUAAAUAG
Colletotrichum paranaense is the source of this 333-nucleotide messenger RNA. RefSeq lists its product as uncharacterized. The record is from RefSeq and is a predicted model, not a curated record. The annotation marks the transcript as partial. Lineage: Eukaryota; Fungi; Ascomycota; Sordariomycetes; Glomerellales; Glomerellaceae. The transcript has a single exon.